AUGGAAGAGGUUCCAACUUUGCUUUCCACUUUUAAGAAACUUGGAAUCAAACCCAAGAUGGAUAGCCCCGAGGACUUCAAAGCUUGGGCUUUAGCUUAUGCUGAAUCGCUAGGAGGAACUGAACCGAAAGAACAGAAACCAGUUGUUAGUACGGUUGAGAUUAGUCAACCACCCAGAAUUUCUUUUUUCUCAGGUGACAUUGGUGUCAAAGCAGAAAGUUCUUUUGAUACUUGGGUCUAUGAGAUAGAUUGUCUUAAGAGAGACAAGAAGCACUCUCCUGAGGUAAUUACCCAGGCAGUCAGGCGGUCUCUUAAAGGCGAUGCGGCUACGGUUGCAAUGCGCCUAGGUUCUGAUGCUAGCCUUAGUCAGUUGGUUCAUAAACUACAAAGUAUUUAUGGGUCUGUUGAUGAGGGUGAGGCACUUCUUGGCGAGUUUUACAGCGCUCGGCAACAAGAUGGCGAAGAUGUUUCGUCUUGGGGUUGUCGAGUAGAGGAUUUGUUUUAUAGAGCUUUCAAGAGCAACGCAGAUCAGAUGAAUGCCAACCACAUGCUGCGAACUAGAUUUUGGGGUGGACUACAACAGUGGAUCAAGGAUUGUAGUGGCCAUAUCUUUGACAAGAUCCAAGAUUUUGACAGACUGAGAGUGGAGCUGCGCCGAGUUGAACAGAACCAUAUGGUUUCGGUUUUCAUCAGGACGAAGCAACCCACCAAGAAGCCUGUUCCGGUCAAGAGGAGUUUGCUCGCUCCACCUCCACCACCGUCCGAAAUGGAGGGUAUCAAGAAACUUGAGGCCAUGAUGUACCAACUUUCUUCAAGAUUCGACAAGUUAGAGACUCAGUUACAUGACAGGCCAACCAGAGGUCCCACACCUGAUAGACAGCCACCCACCACACCUUCGACUUAUAAGGGUGUAAGAACCCAUGCACAGUCUUCUUCAGGCAGAACUCCACAACGUCGAAAGGAGAUACAGUGUUGGAAAUGUGGACAAGUUGGACACAUAGCCAUAGGUUGCAGAAAUGAGCCUCUGGAUUUAAACUGA
Messenger RNA from Gigantopelta aegis, 1038 nucleotides. Its product is annotated as paraneoplastic antigen Ma3-like. Bases 1 to 1038 code for a protein of 345 amino acids. The record is from RefSeq and is a predicted model, not a curated record. Gene Ontology annotation, molecular function: nucleic acid binding; zinc ion binding. NCBI's taxonomy places the organism in Eukaryota, Metazoa, Mollusca, Gastropoda, Neomphalida, Peltospiridae. The transcript has a single exon.